Oncorhynchus mykiss (rainbow trout) is the source of this 1305-nucleotide messenger RNA. RefSeq lists its product as uncharacterized. The record is from RefSeq and is a predicted model, not a curated record. Lineage: Eukaryota; Metazoa; Chordata; Actinopteri; Salmoniformes; Salmonidae.
UUUCCCUGACACUCCGUGUCCUUCUUCAUCAGAGGAAGAAGAUGAGGUGGUCGCGAGUGUCAUGACUUUCUUACACUCGGAGCCCUCCACCUCAACCAAGGCAGCACAGGCAGCUCCUGCAAAGACCCUGGCGGUCAACCCCUGUCUGGAUGAAGAUGAGGUAGUCCCCAGCACCUCCAUGAUUGAGGGCUCCCUAACGACCACUCAGGCAGCAUGGGCAGCUUCUGCACAGAUCUUGGAAGAAGAGGUUGGGGGAGCUGAUGUCUGUGAGGUGAGUAUUGGCUCCCUGACCCCCACCGAGGCCAGGCAGGACCUCCUGGAGAAGAUUCCCUCUCUCCUGCCGGGUGAGAUCCUCAUCGAAGAGGACAUCCCCCUUCUCAGCACUCCCAGGGACACCGUUAUGAGCCCCCAGACCCUGAAGCUCAUCCUCCAGGGCAUCAUGCGCCGACUGGAGUCCUCAGAGUCCCCCCAGGCUAGGAGGGCCAACGACCCCUUCAGGCUGAUGAAGGAUCUCUUUCUGGAGGUCCAGCAUGCCCUUAAGUAUGCUGACAUCUCUGUCCUCUUCAGCCUGGAGGAGAGCAUCCAAUUCAGGGGGGAGGAUGCAAUGAAGGCUAUCGUUAAGGCUGCGGCUAAAAGGUUGUCCCUGCGCUCGGACUCUAACCGGGCUCAACUGCGCGCCGUACGCUAUGGUGGCGAGGGAGCCAUCUAUUGCAUGGCAGACACCAUCGCAAAUGUCAUAGACGACCACGCCCAGGACUGGAGUUCUGACGGCCAUUUUGGAGCAAGUAGGAGCCGUGGUAGUGGGAGGUCACGCUCCUCCUCAAGCUCCUCAAAGAGUGACAUCACCCUCACAGAGGAACUCUUGGCCCAGGGGGAAAGCCUGGAAGAGGACCAAGAGGAUGUGGCUGCGAUCGACGACAACAAGAAAUGUGACUCUGCUAGCUUGGAGAAGGCCAGCAGCAGCUCCCUCUCCAUAGACCUUGUGGACAGCACCUCCACACAGACAGGGAAGGACGAGGCAGUGAAGGAAGGAGUGAGGAAGUCAGGAGAUUGGAAGCGUGUUUGCAAGAAGACCCUGAAGAAGAACAAGAUGGCUCCCCUUGGCACUGAUGAUACUGUGGCUGAUGAGCCAGGAAAAAAACAGUGUCUCCUCCUGCGGAUUACAGCUGCCCUGGCAAACUUAUUUUGCUUCCCCUGCAAAAAGAAAAGUGGUAAAAAGUUCAAGCCAUGAUGAAUCCCCCCAUAGCCCAGCCCAGACCUAUUUAAUUAAAUAAACAUGUACUUGCAUCUAUUUUGAACCUCUUU